This is a messenger RNA of Naumovozyma dairenensis CBS 421, 240 nucleotides long. RefSeq lists its product as uncharacterized. The transcript has a single exon. Lineage: Eukaryota; Fungi; Ascomycota; Saccharomycetes; Saccharomycetales; Saccharomycetaceae. Bases 1 to 240 code for a protein of 79 amino acids. The record is from RefSeq and is a predicted model, not a curated record.
AUGAUUAAGAAAGUUUUACAACACAUUGAACACAGUCAUGGCCGUUACGCUUCCAACCUUCACUACGGUACCAAUAUUGUCAACAACAAUAAACUAGGUGUGGCUUUUUCACCCAAUAAACUUGCUUUCGAUAUUGUAUCUAAGUUCCCUCGGCUAGAUUUUAGCAAUCUUUUAAGAUGGCUAGUUAAUACGAAGAAGGAGAUCCACGCAGAAAAUUUACAACUAUCACAAUUCAGAUAG